Molecule: messenger RNA, 2362 nt
Organism: Cicer arietinum (chickpea)
Lineage: Eukaryota; Viridiplantae; Streptophyta; Magnoliopsida; Fabales; Fabaceae
Product: DEAD-box ATP-dependent RNA helicase 52-like
Molecular function (GO): ATP binding; nucleic acid binding
Source: RefSeq, a predicted model, not a curated record
AACCUCAGUAUUAACACACUCACUAUUCCAUCUUGUAUCACAAAUGUCAUUUUCUUCUGUUGCUUUUACACUAACCUAAAACAGUUUUCAUUUUCUAAGCAAACAACGACUAUGGCGUGGUCUGAUUCUACUGCGCACAAACCAACUCGCCCUUCUCGACCACUCUACGUUCCUCAUUUCCGUUCCAACAAUAAUAUCAACAGCAACAGCAACAUCCCUUCUCCUUUCAUCAAUCGAACCUCUUNCCCUCCAUCCGAUGAUUCAUCUUACUCUUUCAAUCGCCCCGCUCCCAGACAACGUGGUCGAGGCGGUUACGCUCCCCCACCACGCCGUUUUCCUCCUCGUCGAGAAGAACCACAGAACUGCGAUCCCUCCCACCGUAACAACCGCUCGCCAUUUGAAACAAAUGGCGAAACAGAAAACGGUGUCGUUGCGAAUUUCGAAGCGUACGAAUCUGUACCAGUGGAGGCAACCGGAGAAAACGUUCCUCCUCCCGUAAAUGUCUUCGCGGAAACCGACCUGCACGAAGACUUAAAAAGAAACAUUGAGCGAUGCAAGUAUUUGAAACCUACCCCCGUUCAGCGUUACGCGAUCCCCAUUGCUGUUGCUGGACGCGACCUUAUGGCUUGUGCGCAAACUGGUUCCGGUAAAACGGCAGCUUUCUGUUUCCCUAUUAUAUCUGGAAUAAUGAAGUGUCGUUUGGCUAAUGACUUGUCGUCUAUGCCACGUGUAUCCAGUGUUGCAUAUCCCAGUGCACUCAUCUUGUCUCCAACUAGAGAGUUAUCCUGCCAGAUACACUCAGAAGCUAGCAAAUUUGCCUAUCAAACAGGAGUUAAGAUUGCUGUUGCUUAUGGUGGUGCUCCAAUUGGUCAACAGUUAAGGAUUUUGGAGAGAGGCGUUGAUAUUUUAGUUGCAACUCCUGGACGUUUGGUUGAUAUGAUUGAGAGAGAAAGGGUUUCAUUAAAGAAGAUUCAAUUUCUUGCUUUGGAUGAGGCUGAUAGAAUGUUGGAUAUGGGAUUUGAGCAUCAAAUUCGAAAUAUUGUGCAGCAGAUGCAUAUGCCUCCUCCGGGCGCUAGACAGACAUUGCUUUUCAGUGCUACUUUUCCCGAUAAUAUACAGAAGCUAGCGUCUGAUUUUUUAUCAAACUAUGUGUUUUUGGCUGUUGGAAGGGUUGGUUCAAGCACUGAACUGAUUGUACAGAAAAUUGAAUCUGUACAGGACAUGGAGAAACGAAACCGUCUUGUGGAUCUUCUCCGACACAAUGUAGUCAAUGGGAAGCUUGCUUUAACUCUUGUAUUUGUUGAAACAAAGAAAGGAGCUGAUGCUUUAGAAAACUGGUUGUGCAGAAGCGGGUUUCCAGCUAUUGCUAUACAUGGUGACAAGGUUCAAAUGGAGCGGGAAAGAGCUUUAAGAUCUUUUAAACGCGGUUAUACACCAAUAAUGGUUGCAACUGAUGUAGCUUCAAGAGGAUUGGAUAUCCCUCACGUUGCUCAUGUUAUUAACUUUGAUUUGCCUAGAGACGUAGAUGACUAUGUUCAUAGAAUUGGUAGAACAGGCCGUGCUGGCCAAUCUGGUUUGGCAACUGCUUUCUUCAGCAACAAGAACAUGCCUAUGGCAAAGGCUCUUGUUAGCCUUUUGCAGGAAGCAAAACAAGAAGUUCCCUCAUGGCUCCUCCAAUGUUCCGAGAGUUCAGCACCCGGUGAACGCAACAGUGGACCUCAAAGGCCCUGGAGAAGUAACUACGGAGGUCGUGAUUUCCGGAAUGCAGCUGAACCUGUAGCAGAUAAUUACAACUACAACAGAUACAACAGUACUUACAACAAUUAUGGCGAUCGUGAUUUCAAUAAUGUCCCUCAGCAAGUGGAAAAUUACCACUACAACAGUACCUACAGCAAUGGAGACCAUUCUGCAACAUCUUAUAUUGAUACCUCUUUAGAAAUUCAAAACUCUAACAAUUACUCGUAUGACACCACAAAUAAUACAGUUUUUGCGGGAAGUCAUAAUUACAGUGGUUCUGGUUUACUUGAAGGCAGUGAUGGUAAUGGGCCAUGUGGUUAUGAAUCUGUUGUGCCCACUGGGUGGGACUAACUAGUCUAGUAUCUUGCUGGUUGCAUCCUUUUUUUUGCUAUUGAUUUUGAAGGAUAAGGUAAUGUACCUUGUAUACAGUGAUGCCGUAAUGCAAAUAGCUUGGCCCCCUAACUUUAAGGUAGUUCAAAAUUUGCAGACCUUUGUCUUAUUGAAUAUUUUUUUGUUGAUCCCCUGGUUUUUUAGUGGAUAGGAUGAUCAUUUGCUUUUUUGAAUCUUGCAAGUAAUCAAAGGGCGAUUUGGAACAUUUAUCUUAAGAAUUUGCUUAGUUGUACUA